CUUUUAUAACUUCUGUGAUUUUUUGGAGUGAGAGUACGGACUCCUUCUCUCCCUUUGAUAUUGAAAGCAGCAAAUAUGACAGAACAUGCAAAGGAACAGAAGCAAUCAUCCAUUAUGUUAGAUUGUGUUUCAAAACAGCAGCCUUGUCAAUCUCCAUCUGUGCCAGACUGGUCUCUUCUCCCCCAAGAGCUACUUCACCUUAUCGCCAAGGAUCUGGAGGACGAGGAAUACUGUUUCGAUGUUGUCCAUGCUCGCUCUGUUUGCACCUCGUGGCGAUCCUCGUUUCCGUUUCCUUCUUGCCUCUUACGUCCAAGUUACUCUCUUCCCACGUUUUCAGAUGAAAGCAAAGUCUUGUGCACCGUCGAGAAGAUCCCUUUGUUUCUCUUUAGAGUCAAAACUCCUGCCGUGUCGCCUUCUGUGUUUUAUCUGGGAGAUUUAGGCCGAGAUAACUCUAGGGAUCAUAUGGAGCUUCCAUCUCCGCUUCAGUGUUCGGUAAGAAUGCAGUUACCAGGAUCUGAUCCAACCUUGAUGAACAUGCUAGACUGCCAGAUCAUCUCUUUGGGCCAUCAGUACAGAGUGAUCGGUUGGGAUCCUGAAUCAUGGACAUCACCUUACCGAGGCGUGGCUCUUCUUCCCUUAAACAAAGAGGGAGGAGGAGAAGACUUCGUUGUGAUCCUUAACUUCACUAAUGAUUUGGUGGUGUUUAGAAGUGAGGAAACAAGGUGGGUGCGGCUUGGGAAAAUCACAGAUACUUCAUGUCAGAAGGUAUUGACUUUUAGAGGCAGAUUUUAUGCAGCCUAUCUUAACGGAGACAUUUUUGUUAUCGAUCCUUAUUCUCUGGAAGCGACUCUCAUGAAUCCCGCAGAUCAUUUUAGCUCAAUAAAUUAUCUGGUUCAAUCUGGCAAUGAUGAACUUUUCCUGGUUGAGGCAACCAUCCCACAGGCUGAAGUAGUAGAGGUUAGCCGGUUAACAUGCAGAGUGAGUAGUUUAGAUGAGGAUGCUGGUGAAUGGGACGUGGUCAGCGAUUUUGAAGACCGCGUAUUGUUUAUUGGAGAGCAAGGGAAUGUUACUUGUUCGGCUAAGGAGCUUCCUGAUGGUUGUGGUGUGAGUGGGAACUCAAUGUUGUUUACUGACUGGCCAGGUGAUGCAAUAUACUUUUAUAAAUAUGGUGUGCCUACAGAAUACGCGGAAGAUGACCUCAAUUUUUGGAGAUUAUCAAGAGAGUAUCGUGUGAAGAUUCUUAACAAAUCUCCUCCUGUGGUGGCUUUUCGUGUUGAGCACUAAGCCGUAAGAUCUUACUUGGAAUACCUGGCUAAGAUAUAUGUUGGUUCUGUUUCUAAAUCUUACUUUGGAUACCUAAGACAUAUGUUGGUUCUGUUUCCUAAAUCUUACUUUGGAUACCUAAGACAUAUGUUGGUUCUGUUUCUUUUAGGUAAAGACUGUAAUACAUUCGUGUCAGUUUUAAAUUUCUUUUGCCAAUUGAAAACACAGUCGUGUCGUGUCUCGUGUGUA
Molecule: messenger RNA, 1512 nt
Organism: Camelina sativa (false flax)
Lineage: Eukaryota; Viridiplantae; Streptophyta; Magnoliopsida; Brassicales; Brassicaceae
Product: F-box/kelch-repeat protein At1g64840-like
Source: RefSeq, a predicted model, not a curated record